Molecule: messenger RNA, 858 nt
Organism: Punctularia strigosozonata HHB-11173 SS5
Lineage: Eukaryota; Fungi; Basidiomycota; Agaricomycetes; Corticiales; Punctulariaceae
Product: MSF1-domain-containing protein
Exons: 3
Coding region: 93-635 (180 amino acids)
Biological process (GO): phospholipid transport
Cellular component (GO): mitochondrial intermembrane space
Molecular function (GO): phosphatidic acid transfer activity
Source: RefSeq, a predicted model, not a curated record
CGCAGAGUCCCGCACUCCACCUUUCCCUCAAAACCUUCCCGUUGAGAUCGCCAGACCAUCUUCUCUUUCGCUUUCCAUACCUUACUAUCAAAAUGCACUAUUUCUCUCAGUUGUUCAACUAUGAUCAUCCAUGGUCACACGUCGUGAUUGGGAUGUGGCACAAGUAUCCCAACCCGCACUGUAGCCAUGUUAUCAGUGUCGACGUUGUCGACCGCUCGGUAGACCCGAACACCGGCAUUAUUCGGACGGAGCGCAUUCUGGGAUGCAAGCAGAAAGCUCCAGCAUGGAUAUUGAAGCUCUUCGGCGGUUCGGAAGACGCGUUCGUGCGGGAAAUAUCCCUAGUCGACCCAGCGAAGCAAGAGGUCACGGUCACCUCCAUCAACAUGUCGCUUUCCCAAUUCGCGACGUGCAACGAGUACAUCCGGUACUCUCCCGCCGGCGCUUCACGGACAGAGUUCGUGCAAAAAGCCGAGAUCGAGUCGCGGAUGACGAAUUGGCGGAUACUUGCCGACAAGGUGGAGGAUUGGCUGGUGCAGCGGUUCGAACAGAACGCGCAGCUGGGCAAAAUGGGCUUUAAUGAGGUCUUGCGGGCAUUACGGGAACAGGGCGAGCAUCGGCAAUUAGCCCCUGCAUAGUUUCAUGCGUGGGUUGUUGAUCUUUGCUUUCGUUUUCCGUGUUGUGUUGUUGGCUGUCGUUUUUACUAGAUACAUACCCUCACGGUCUAGAUGUUCUCCCAAAAGCGUAUUUGCAGACGCCCUCAUUUACCCUCACGACCUCUUACGUUACAACGCAAUUGUAUUUCCUGCAUGCAUACUAGACCGCUCUUUGCUUCAUCCCACUUCAUCGAGGAAUACUACG